AUGAAUUCUAAAGUAUUUCUCAGGAUCAAGGAUCCAGAGCUAAGCAGAAAAUUCUCUCUUUCAAGGAAUAAAGAAAUUCUCAAAUCAUGCAUGAUCCUACUUGCGCUAAGAAUGGUGAAUCUAUCCAUUUUAGUGUCAAACGUAGUAAUUUCAAAAUAGGAAACAAAUAUCUUCUUUUGGUUUUUGAGAAUAUUUGGAAUAUGCUGGUAGAUUGUUGUUAUGGCACUUGGGUACUGUUUCCCAAUAGCAUUUAAUCAAAUCUAUUCUUUGUUGAUAGUGCCUUCAUUUUUAGUUAACAUAGUUCCUUCGAUUCAUAUACCUGCUAAUUCAUAGCUACUAGUUGCAAACAUCAUAACUUACUCAUUCUUUCAGUCUAUUGGUAUACUCCUAAAUAAUAAUUGGAUGCUCACCACUCUUGGAAUGAUAAUUAAUUAUUCUAUCAUUUCUGGAUUUUACAUUCAUUAUUUUGGUCAAGUUGAUUUCUCAAUUCAUUGGUUACUUUUUGCCACUUUCUUAGUCAGCGCUCUAACUUGUUAUCAUUUUGAGAAGAGAUUGAAGUAAUAAUUUAUUUAACUUUACUAGAUUCGUGUUAUGAAUGAUGAACUCAAAUAAAUCUUUGAUAAAAUCCCGGAGGGUAUACUUCUAUUCAAUGAAACUAAUAAAAAAAUAGCUCUUACAAAUCUAGAAUUCACAAAGCUUUUUUAAUGCUAAGAAGAAAAAGAUUAUGGUGAGUUAGAAAAACUCAUAUCUGAUGUAAAAUUGAGGAGGUACCAUCUUUAAUAAUCUGAUAAUCAAAAUUAAUUUGGAUCAAGGUCCAUGAAACCAUAUUUGAACUUAUUUGAAGCUUCUAAUGGAGACUAUUAAGAUGAAUGUUUCGAGAUAUUGACAAAAUCUUAAGUUCUGAUGGUUGAGUCUAAUAAUAUUCAGAAUGAUCAUAGUAAUUUUGAAAUUGUUAGUAUCUCAUAGUGCUAAAUUCACUUUUAAGGAUUUGAACACUCAAUGAUACUGAUUAAAAACCUAACACCUGUGGUGAAAUAUGAAAAACUGAAAGUAGAAAAUCACUAUUAUGAGAUGCUAACUGCCACUGUAUCACAUGACAUGCGCACACCAUUGAAUGCAAUCAUUGGUCUCCUAGGUAAUCUUGAAUCAUUUGUAGUUCAUCAAGGAAAAAGAUUCCUACCAAUAAUUCAAAAUUCUUCAAAAUUCAUGUUAUUCCUAGUAAAUGAUCUCCUUGAUUUUUUCCAAAUCAAAAAUGGUUAAUUCAGGCGUAAUGAAAAUACAGUGAAUUUGAGAAAAUCCAUAAGAGAUUUAAUUGAUAUGUUUAAGGUUGGAGCCUAAGAAAAAGGAAUCUAACUUCUUUAUUUCUGUUAAGAUGAUUUCCCUAGUCAAUUAAAAGUUGAUGAUUCAAGAAUAUAGUAAGUACUACUGAAUUUACUUCAAAACGCACUCAAAUUCACUUUCGAAGGCACCAUCUCUGUACUAAUGAAAUUUAGUCAGUCAAACAAUGAAAUAAGUAUAAGUGUAAGUGACUCAGGUAUUGGAAUAAAAAGUGAUGAGCGAGAAAAGCUAUUUUAGAUGUUUGGAAAAUUAAAAACUUCUUCGGCAAUUAAUACUUCAGGCAUUGGUAUAGGACUAAUCAUAUGUAAAAAAAUAGUAGAAGCAUUCGAUGGCCAUAUUAUUUUAGAGGAACAGGAUCCAACAAAGCAAGGCACAACUUUCACAUUUAGUAUAAAAAUUCGAGAUGAUCAAUCAGAUUCUAUUUAAGAAAUAAAUAGGAUGCAAGGUCAUCAGAAUUAAGAUCUAGAGACUUUCAGAUCGAAUCAUAACCUACUAAAUAACGAGGCAAGAUUAGAGUUGUAAGAUUAAGAUGUAAGCAGAUAGAAUUCAGCAGGAAAUAUAUUCACAUUAGAAGGUAGCGUUGACUCACCAACUAAUUUUAAUGAUAUCUAGAUAUUUUCAACUGAUCUCAAAACAAAAACUGACUUAAAUGCACUAAGUAGAAGAAGGGAGCAAUGUCCGUAGUGUAGGGACUAGGUUGAAAUUCUCAUUGUUGAUGACCAUAUUUUCAACAUAGUAACAUUAUAAACUAUCCUUGAAAUACAAUUUAAUCUCAAAGUACACAAGGCGAUGAAUGGUCUAGAGGCUGUAUAAAAGGUGAGAGAAAGGAUUAAUGAUACCAAUGGAUUUGAUAAAUGCAGGGAGCAUUAUUCAAGAAAUUAUAAAUUGAUACUUAUGGAUGGAAAUAUGCCUAUAAUGGAUGGACUUCAAGCUACUUAGGAAAUUCGUCUAUUGGAGUAAAUGAUAUAAAUUGAGUAGGAAUCACAAGGUCCGUAUAGGCCAAAUAAAAGUUAAAGAAGUACUAUAGUUUGUGUCACAGCUUACGAUACAGAAAGCUUUAAGUAAAGAUGUUUUGCUAGUGGAAUGGACUACUUUUAGAUUAAGCCAAUAACACCUUAAAUUUUAGAACCAUAUAUAAACAGAUAUCUCAAAUGA
Messenger RNA from Stylonychia lemnae, 2493 nucleotides. Lineage: Eukaryota; Ciliophora; Spirotrichea; Sporadotrichida; Oxytrichidae. The record is from the annotation of a GenBank genome assembly.